ACUACAGAAGGGCCCUUGGGAGGUGUUGGUCACACACUUGUUCAAAUGGGUCACUUCAGUCUUGGACUCUGUCAUCCUAAGGCACAGCCAGCACUGGUGGCAGCAAAGCUGUGUGAGGCUCUCAGAGGUAAGAACAGGGGAAGGACUCCUGCUUGAGGCUCCCAGCCCUGCCCUUUUAAGCCUCAUGACCCCUCAAUCUGCUCUAGGACCCGUGGGCAGCCUUGGAGAUGCCUCUUUGUCCUACCUUGUUGGCCAGGUGUGUGUCUGGGGUCCCGUCAACAAGGAUUUCUCUGAGCCCUUGUCCCCAUGUCGGAGCCCUCAUGGCAGACACCAGGCCAGCCCCUGCACGGCAGCGGUGAGCAUGCAGGGACACGUGGCUAUCGACGUGAGCCCUGGCCCCAUCCGGCCCAUCCACCUUAUUUCCGACUACUUUCCACAUUUCUAUCCAUUCUUCGGGCCAGAGUUGCACGCUCCAGACUCGAGCGCUGCACUGGCCCCUGCCAUCCGCUCUGCACCCCAGCUGCAGCCUGACCCAGAGCCAGAGGGAGACUCAGAUGAUAGCACUGCCCUGGGCACCCUGGAGUUCACACUUGUCUUUGAUGCGGACAACAGUGCCCUGCAUUGCACAGCCCAUCGUGCUAAGCCACCCACCUCAGGCUCUCUGGACACCUAUGUCAAAGCUAACUUGCUGCCAGGGGCCAGCAAGGUGAGCCAGCUUCAGACUCGAACUGUUCGUGGAACAAGGGGACCUGUCUGGGAGGAGACACACACCUAUCAUGGCUUCACUCGCCAGGAUGCUGGACGAAAGACCUUAAGGCUAUGUGUAUGUGAGGACUCACGACUACGGCGCCAGCAUCGGGCACCCUCCUUGGGGGAGCUGCCGGUGCCCCUGAGGAAACUGGUACCCAACCGAGCCAGGAGCUUUGAUGUCUGUCUGGAGAAGCAGAGGCUGACCAAGAGGCCCAAGAGCCUGGAUACAGCCUGUGGUAUGUCUCUAUAUGAGGAGGAUGAAGUGGAGGUAGGGGUGGCAGGGGAGGAGCGUGGGCGCAUCCUGCUGUCCCUGUGCUACAGCUCCCAGAGAGGUGGUCUGCUGGUGGGUGUGCUGCGCUGUGCCCACCUGGCCCCCGUGGACGCCAACGGCUACUCAGUCCCCUUUGUCCCCCCUUUCCUGCAUCCAAGCUCUGGGAAGAAGUCUAAAUACAAGACCAGUGUUCGAAGGAAGACCCUGAACCCAGAGUUCAAUAAGGAAUUCUAUGCAGGCCUUCGGGAGGAGCUGGCCCAGAAGGCACUGCUGGUGUCCCUGUGGGACUAUGACCUAGGCACAGCUGAUGACUUCAUCGGUGGGGUGCAGCUGAGUGGCAGGGCCAGCGGGCAGCGCCUGUACCACUGGCGAUGCCUGGGCUGCAGUGACCGCAGAUUGGAGCUGUGGCACCCGGACGGUGUGCCUCCCCAGCUGAGCGACUAGACUAGCGGGUGUAGGCAGUGCGCGCUGAGCCGAGGGGGCGCGGGCUGUGGGGACGCGCCGGCGCCCGAGGCUGCUACCGCUGCUGCCCCAACCCGCCCGGGACAGCAGCCGGAGGCCACAACUCGAGGCCCCGGCGCGUCCCGAGGGCCGCGGCGCCUUUCUGCGCGCUGUGCUGCGGGCGCCUAGCUGCGUCGGCGCGGGCCGGCUGCUCCGAGACCCGCUGCUCCGAGACCCGCUGC
Messenger RNA from Nannospalax galili (Upper Galilee mountains blind mole rat), 1704 nucleotides. Its product is annotated as double C2-like domain-containing protein gamma. Gene Ontology annotation, cellular component: membrane. Lineage: Eukaryota; Metazoa; Chordata; Mammalia; Rodentia; Spalacidae. The record is from RefSeq and is a predicted model, not a curated record.